AUGGUGGCCCUUAUCCAGGUCUUACUGCUCGCUGCACCGGCUUUCGCGGCCCCCUAUGAAGUGUCCAGGACUUCACCUGCCGAAUGCCACACCAACGCCGAGUGCCUCGCGGCUGGCCUUCCUCUAUUGAAACCCUCACCUCGUCGAAGUGCUCUUCAGCGUCGCUCAUCCGGAAACAUCGUCACGUAUCCUGUUGUUGCUGUAGUUUCUGGUACUCCAGGGCCAAACCCAACACUGGUCAGACGUUCCAGUAUCAUGGAGCGAGCCGCCAUGUCAAAGAGAACCUAUGGGGCCCCUCCGUCGAACAGUCUCGGUUACUUGGCAGCUCUUACCUCCGGAGAGGACACUUAUGGAGCGAUGACCCAGGCCACGUCUUCAUCCGUCAAGGAUCCUACCCAAGCACUCUACAUAACCUAUGAUCAUACAGUUUCUGGCCCGCAAAAUCUGGAAACUCAGUACAAUUCUGCAACUCAAUACCUGUGCCUGAAUGAUGGAGUCGGUGAGGAUGACGAUGAUGUAGAUAACACCAUGGGCCCGGCCAACGAAUACGGAGCAACUGCACUCACUCUUUGCCAAAAUGGUGGUCAGCCGGGCACGUCGGCGCAAACUCAGACAAACUUGAGAAACAACGAUGCGGCAGAGGCAUUUAUUUUCUCGGUGGAUUCAGACACGGGCUUAAUCUCGUUCCUUUGGACCAAUCCGAACGGAGCCGUGCCCCAGACCACCUAUUUGCUUCCUGUGAACGAUCCAGAAGCCUCAUCGAACGGGAACACGGACAUGUUUUGGGUGUAUUCUGUAGACCAGUUCGACUCCGCUUAUGAGUCCGACUACCAAGAGCUCCAACUGUACGCUGUGUUCCCCCAGGAAAACUGA
Molecule: messenger RNA, 873 nt
Organism: Kockovaella imperatae
Lineage: Eukaryota; Fungi; Basidiomycota; Tremellomycetes; Tremellales; Cuniculitremaceae
Exons: 6
Coding region: 1-873 (290 amino acids)
Source: RefSeq, a predicted model, not a curated record